Molecule: messenger RNA, 1820 nt
Organism: Labrus bergylta (ballan wrasse)
Lineage: Eukaryota; Metazoa; Chordata; Actinopteri; Labriformes; Labridae
Source: RefSeq, a predicted model, not a curated record
UCCACAGAAGGCAGUACUUAAACUUGUAAGAUCUCAGAGUGAUGCCAGUUCAAUUGCAUCUGAUGACACAAUAAUAUUGCCUCAUGCAAUGACUCCAGAAAGGACCCAGAGAUGGCCGGAUGUUUGUCCAGUGCCAGCUUUUUCUUAUGAAGUAGAACUCAUACUUGUUGAGGGAAAUUUGAAUCAUGAGAGAACAGGGAAAACCCUGAAGUUAUCAAGGGGACAGAAGCAUGACAUUCUUGAAACCCUUGCAUCCAAAAUGCAUAGCUUUAAAGCAUAUCCCAGUGAUAAAGACAUUUCAGUGGUUGCAGAAGCGCUUGUCACCACCCAUCCUUGUCUUAAAGAACCAGGAACGCAGACAGGAUGGUAUGGUUGGAAAAAUAGUCUGAAGUUUAAGAUGGGUAACUUCUGCACUAAGUUGAGUCGGGCAGGAUAUAGUGAGGUAGCUGUAAAUUCUGGAAAGAGAAGCAGAAACAACCCUGACAAACAAUCUCCCCACACUGACAUAAAGAGACCAAAAAGGGCAGAAGUGAAUUUUCUCCCCAACUUUCCAAAAGGAGAAGAUGGUUCAAGCCUUGAGCGACAGAGACUCCAGAUUGUAGAUGAAGUUAUAAGGACUGACAAAACCUCCCUCUGAUUGCAAAGUUGAUGCAGACCACCUUUUCCCUGCGACGCAAAGAGGUCAUCAAUGAUGACUUGCCUGUUGGAGAGAUCCUGGAGUUUCACAGAAUCACAAACAUCAACCUGAAGAACCACUUCUAUUCUGAGUUAGACAGACAUGUCCCUCGUCUUCAGAGUUUGUUCAGGAAGAAAGCUGCGCGCACAGGGAAGGUGUCCGAAGUCCUGGAUCAGCUCUUCAACACUUAUGACCGCCAGGAACAAGUUGACGUCAAUGUCCUCCGUGCUGCCGUCCUCCGUGCUCUCCCUACAUAUCUGCAUGAGGAUGACUCCGGAUUUCUGAAGCUGUGGGAUCAGGCCCUGUCAGAUGAACUGCAAAUCGACAACAUACCAGUUGGGCUCCUCCUGAUCAGUGCCACUUCAACAGAUGCUGCGGUAUUCUGCCCCGAGAAGGUUGCCGUUGUGCUUGAGGCGCCAAACUUUGAGAAGCCCUUUAAACUUCAGGUGGACGCAAGUGGAGUUGGUGCAGGAGCUGUACUGUUGCAAGAAGGGAAGGGGGCUAUUGAUCAUCCAGUCUGCUUCUUCUCCCGUAAGUUCAAACGUCAUCAGUUCAAUUAUUCAGUUGUGGAGAAGGAGACGUUGGCACUUACUUGGGCUCUAAAAUUUUUUGAAGUGUAUGUAACUUUAGGGUCUGCACCAGUUACUGUAUUCACUGACCAAAACCAUCUGACCUUUCUGUCCAGCAUGCAAAACAGCAAUCAAAGGUUGAGGCGCUGGUUGUUGUUUUUACAGCCCUACAACUUUAAUAUCUGUCACCUCAAGCGUAGGGAUAAUGUAAUGGCAGAUGCUCUUUCUCGGGAAGUAGUUUAAUGUGUACGUACACCCAAGUGUACGUUCUUUAUGGGGGAGGUGUGACGGCCCUGGCCAUGGUGUUUGGCCUGGUACUGCUUGUGUUUUGUAUUUCAGGGUUUGGCGUCAUCUGGUGGUUGGCGGUGGCAUGCCUGCUGGUCGUGGGGAGACUCGCCAGCUGGUCGCGGGGAGACUCGCCCACCUGCCUGCUGAUUGCGGAUGGGCUUCACCUGGGUGGAAGGGCAUACAAACCGGGCUGCCAGAGCUUUCAGGGGGUUCCUCGGGACAGAUUGGACUUAUCUCCCUCUGCUCUUGCAUUUUUUUGGUGGUUCUGAAAUAAACUAAAACCUAAG